AUGCAAAACGACGAAAUUCCGGUCGUGAACGAUCCCCGGACCUUAAAAAGAAACAUUGAGGUUACAGAUGUGCCCACAAUAGAUAGUGAAGUGAGGACUGUUCUCAGGAAAUUGGGGGAACCCAUCACAUUCUUUGGAGAAGGGCCAUCUGAGAGACGAGAGCGUCUACUACGAUUUUUGCAAGAGCGACCCCACACAAACAUUGAAUUCGCUGAAAUAGAACAGACUGAAGAUGAGAGUAUGGCAUCAGAAGAUGAAGAUGACGAUGAGGAGUUUUACACGCCGGGCAGCGAGGAGCUAGAAGAUGCUCGCAAGAAGAUUCUAAAGUACUCGGUAGACCGUGCGAUUGCCAGAGUAAACAAAGAGAAGGAGGAGGCAAAGACGUAUGAUUCGUUUAAAGUUCUCAAACACAGGCGUUACAUCAACAGUACAUUAGGCGAUUAUGAAUUGAACGGGACAGAUGUUCUUAAAGGCAAUACCCGUGCAAUAUCGGUUGUGAGAGCCAACUGCGAUGACACGGUGAUCGCAUGCGGGUCAUGGGAUGGGAACGUUUACCUUCUCAAAAGGGACGAGGAGAAUUUACUCUCUCAGAAGGGAAAGUCGGGAAGUGGAUACCAUACGGAGAAAGUCAGUGCUCUAGAUUGGCACCCCACCGACUCUACCAUUCUCGCUACUGGUGGUGCAGAAGGUUAUGUUAAUCUAUGGAGGUAUAAUGAAGAUGAGAUUGUCAAACCUCAACUCAAACUCAAAGCCAGUGAAAGAAGGGUACCAAAGGUUGCAUUCCAUCCCAGCGGUCACUAUUUGGCGAGCACAUCGUUUGACCAAACGUGGAAGUUUUGGGAUAUCGAGAAAGAACUAGAACUUGUUGAGCAAGAAGGUCAUUCCAAGGAGGUCUAUGCGUGUGCCAUUCAUCCCGACGGGAGCCUCAUAGCAACAGGUGAUCUUGAUGGUGUUGGCAGAGUAUGGGAUUUGAGAUCAGGGAGAUCUAUUGCUGUUCUCAAUGGCCACAUUCAGGGCUUAUAUUCUAUGGACUGGUCACCAAACGGUCAGCAUCUCGCAUCAGCAAGUGGUGAUUGUUCAGUCAAAAUAUGGGAUAUGCGGAAGCUCACCAGUGUCAACGUAGAUACCCAGUUGUUUCUGAUCCCAGCGCACACUAAGCUAGUAAGCGAGGUUAGAUUCUUUCAAAAUAAUCUGGGCCCAUUGGCAAUUGCAGUGACAGACGAAAGUGACGAAAACCCUUCGACCCUAAACGUUGCGGGAACGUUCUUAGCCACGAGCUCUUAUGACGGGACGGUAAAACUAUGGUCGGCAGAUAACUGGAUAAACGUGCUGACACUUAAAGGUCAUAAUGAUAAGGUAAUGAGCUGUGAUAUUGGGAAACAGGGAACGUACAUUGUGAGUUGUGGAUGGGACCGCACAGUCAAGACCUGGUGUAAAUUGUAG
Molecule: messenger RNA, 1443 nt
Organism: Candidozyma auris
Lineage: Eukaryota; Fungi; Ascomycota; Pichiomycetes; Serinales; Metschnikowiaceae
Product: U4/U6-U5 snRNP complex subunit PRP4
Exons: 1
Coding region: 1-1443 (480 amino acids)
Biological process (GO): mRNA splicing, via spliceosome
Cellular component (GO): U4/U6 x U5 tri-snRNP complex
Molecular function (GO): U6 snRNA binding; U4 snRNA binding; protein binding
Source: RefSeq, a predicted model, not a curated record